CUCCAAAACUGGUGGUCGACGGGAUUUCGCCUCCCGGGACUCCAUAUCUUGUCUCGGCGUCACGUUAGGGAGUUUUUCCUUAACACUACCUAACUCUUCUUUCGAAACGGCUGACUGAACCUUUGAAGAAGCUAGCAAAGGAUGAAGCUGUUGAGAGAGUUGUCGAGUUCAUGGAGCUGUACUCAGUUAGCAUGGAAGAUUUUGAUACAAUCGUGGAGCUUUCUAAAUUUAAGGGGCAUCCGAGUCCAUUGGAUGGUGUACUGCCUGCUGUAAAAGCUGCCCUGACAAAGGCUUACAAUAAAGGCAGCUCAUCACGUAUUAUUAAGACUGCUGAUUUAAUCACACUCCCCGGGAUGAAAAAGGCACCAAAGAAACGGGUGGCAGCAAUGCUAGAACCUGUUGAUGAAUCUUUGCCAGGAAGCGCUGAAAAUGAAGAGAACCUCUCAGAUGCUGAGGACCAAGAGGAUGACUUGGCUGAUCCAGAGAAGCAGCAGAAGCUACAAUCAGAACUGCAGUCUCUAAAUUCAAAAGCCAUUAAAGUGCAAAUGGAGUUGAAGGGUUCUGCAAGUUCAAGCAGCAAAAAGGCACCUGCGGGUAGAGGGGGCAGUCGGGGCUCUGGAUCUGCCUCCAAGAGAAAGAGAUGAGAGCUGCGUUGCUAUGUUUAAGCCGUGAAACAGGCCGUUCUCGGUUUGGUUCGUUUCACGAGUGGCGGCCCGAGUUAGUAGAUGAUAGUCUUUCACCUUUGACGGUUUAAUUGUAGUUUAUUUUUGGUAAAUACCAAGUUGUACGAAAGUGAAGUUAUACUUCCUUAUGUGGAAAUGUAUUUUUUCUUGGAAUAUUACCUUUCCUGUUUCUUUUUUUGUUACGAUGAAAUCACUGUCCGGACUCAAGUAAUAGAUUGAAAUUUUAUUCCUA
Molecule: messenger RNA, 915 nt
Organism: Salvia splendens (bonfire salvia)
Lineage: Eukaryota; Viridiplantae; Streptophyta; Magnoliopsida; Lamiales; Lamiaceae
Product: replication factor C subunit 1-like
Exons: 5
Coding region: 171-644 (157 amino acids)
Biological process (GO): DNA replication
Cellular component (GO): DNA replication factor C complex; nucleus
Molecular function (GO): DNA clamp loader activity; DNA binding; ATP binding
Source: RefSeq, a predicted model, not a curated record